Molecule: messenger RNA, 297 nt
Organism: Phytophthora megakarya
Lineage: Eukaryota; Oomycota; Peronosporomycetes; Peronosporales; Peronosporaceae
Source: the annotation of a GenBank genome assembly
AUGUCUUUCGAUGGAUCAGCUCGUGUCAAGAGAGGUGGAGGCGCCUACAGCGCGAUCUUGUGGAAGCUGCCCGAAUGGAGAGUGUUGAAAGCUAGAUCGGGGUAUGCCGAAGGUUUGACGGUGAAUGAAGCGGAAUACCAUGGUCUGCUACUAUGGCUGGAUCUGUUGGAAGAUCUGGAUCCACAGCUUCUGGUGAUCUGCGGGGGCUCAAACCUGGUGAUCCGAGAAGUACGAGGAGAGAUCGAUUGUGAGGCGCCUGGCCUGACACUGUUACGUCAACGAGCCUUGGAACGAUUA